AUAUUUCAAAGCCAAGCUAAACAAUGAAGUCAACUUAGCUGCCAUCACUGACAUAUAAAACUUAACCAACAAUAUAACCCAAAUAACUCUUAACACGGAUGCAGACACAAGCACACUCACUCAAUUCAAUUAGAGAAAUGCGUAAAAGGGUCGAUACUUCUUCUUCUUCGUCAGAAUCGAAACCAUCAACCAGUCAAGAAGCCAUAAACGAAGAAUCCAUUAGCAAUAAUGUUGUUUUAAUAAAUGGAAGCACAAUUAGGAGGUCAGGAUUUGUAUGGCUGAUAAUAUUUGGGUUAACCAUAUACUCUUCAUGGGCUGUUUAUACUUAUCAAUUCCAGAAUUUGCCCGUGCCUCUUACACCCGAACAAGCAGGCAAAAGGGGGUUUUCAGAAGUGGCGGCUAUGAAACAUAUUCGUGCUUUAACUCAAUUGGGUCCUCACCCUGUUGGCUCUGAUUCUCUUGAUCUGGCUUUACAGUAUGUUUUGGAAGCAGCAGAAAACAUUAAGAAAACAGCUCAUUGGGAGGUUGACGUACAAGUAGAUCUUUUCCAUACAAAAUCUGGCUCAAAUCGUCUGGCCAGUGGCCUCUUUAAGGGGAAAACACUUGUUUAUUCAGAUCUUAAUCACAUCUUACUAAGAAUCUUGCCGAAAUAUGCAUCUGAAGCAGGAGAAAAUGCUAUUCUCAUCUCUUCCCAUAUUGACACUGUCUUUUCAACGGAAGGUGCUGGAGAUUGCAGUUCAUGUGUGGCUGUUAUGUUGGAACUUGCUAGAGGAAUUUCUCAGUGGGCUCAUGGAUUCAAGAAUGGCAUCAUAUUUUUAUUUAACACCGGGGAGGAGGAAGGUCUAAAUGGUGCUCAUAGCUUUAUAACUCAGCAUCCUUGGAGUACAACUAUUCGCAUGGCUGUUGAUUUGGAGGCCAUGGGAAUUGGAGGGAAGUCUGGCAUUUUUCAGGCUGGUCCUGAUCCAUGGGUUAUUGAGAAUUAUGCAACAGCAGCAAAAUAUCCAUCCGGAAAUGUCUUAGCACAGGAUCUAUUUGCAUCUGGAGUGAUUAAAUCUGCCACAGAUUUCCAAGUAUACAAAGAGGUUGCUGGUCUUUCAGGGCUUGACUUUGCUUACACAGAUAAUAGUGGUGUAUAUCACACUAAGAAUGACAAAUUAGAGCUCCUCAAACCUGGAUCUCUUCAGCAUCUUGGAGAGAACAUGCUUGCCUUUUUGCUUCAGAUUGGUCCGGCAUCUCAUCUUCCAAAAGACAAGAGAACCGUGGAAGAGGGCAAAAGCAGCCGUGACACUGCUGUAUUUUUUGACAUUUUGGGGACAUAUAUGAUUGUAUAUAAUCAACGUUUUGCAAGCAUGCUUCAGAAUUCAGUGAUAAUGCAGUCACUUCUAAUAUGGGCGGCAUCACUGCUUAUGGGUGGUUAUUCAGCUGCCAUUUCAUUGGGCUUGUCAUGCCUCAGUGCCAUCCUCACAUUGGUAUUUUCAAUAAGUUUCUCUGUUUUUGUGGCCUUCAUUCUACCCCAAGUAUCUUCAUCACCAGUGCCCUAUGUUGCGAACCCUUGGUUAGUUGUUGGGUUAUUUGGUGCACCUGCGCUUAUUGGGGCAAUGACUGGCCAACAUUUUGGUUAUUUUAUUCUUCGAAUGUAUUUAUCGAGUGUAUACUCCAAGAGAAAGCAGCUUUCAUCUGUUAUCCAAGCUGAUGUGGUCAAGCUUGAGACUGAAAGAUGGCUGUUUAAAUCUGGUUUUCUUCAAUGGCUUGUCCUUCUGAUAUUGGGAAAUUAUUACAGAAUUGUAUCAUCUUAUAUGGCACUUUUUUGGCUAGUUCCACCUGCAUUUGCAUAUGGCUUGCUUGAAGCAACUCUAACCCCAGCACGGUUGCCAAGGCCUCUCAAACUUGCAACCCUACUGAUGGGCUUGGCUGUACCAAUUGUAAUUUCUGCAGGAACUUUUAUUCGCCUGGCUGGCACUCUAAUAGGGAUUGUGGUUCGAUUUGAUAGGAACCCCGGCGGCACUCCGGAGUGGCUAGGAAAUGUCAUAAUUUCUGUUUUUGUUGCUGUUGUCAUAUGCUUCACUCUCUCUUACAUCAUUUCAUAUGUCCAUCUUUCAGAUGCAAAAAGAUCAAUCAUCCUUGCAACUAGCGUCCUGUUUGGCCUCUCAUUCAUUUUCAUAUUAUCUGGUAUUCUUCCUCCAUUUACUGGAGAUGCUGCCAGAGCUGUGAAUGUUGUGCAUGUUGUGGAUACAACAGGAAGCUAUGGGAAUAAGCAAGAUCCUAGCUCAUAUGUAUCUCUAUUUUCUGCAACUCCUGGAAAAUUGACAAAGGAGGCUGAAGAGAUUGAUGAGGGACUCUCAUGUGGUAGAGACAAGGUGGUUGAUUUUGUUACCUUUUCUGUCGAAUAUGGUUGCUGGACUUAUGAGGAUCCAAAAACUAAGGGCGGAUGGGGUGAUGCAGAUGUUCCCACAUUGCAAGUAAAUAGUGACACCAAGGAGGAUAAACGAAUGACACUAGUUUCAAUUGAUACAAAAGCUUCUAUGCGGUGGUCUCUUGCAAUCAAUACUGAUGAAAUAGAAGAUUUCAUCCUUACAGGGAAUUCAGAGGAAUUAGUUCCUUCCGGUAACAAGAGCAGCAUAGAUGGAUGGCAUAUAAUUCAGUUUUCAGGAGGGAAAGAAGCUCCUAGAAACUUCGAGUUAACACUUUUGUGGGCAAAGAAAGGUAAGAAGUUUACUCACAGUGUGGAUGGACAAACGAUGAAGGACAAACGGCCCCUGUUAAAGCUUAGAACAGAUGUUGACCGUAUAACUCCAAAAGCUGAAAGCAUUCUGAAAAAGCUUCCUCAAUGGUGUUCUCAGUUUGGAAAGUCCACAUCUCCCUAUAAUCUGGCAUUUCUGAGCAGUGUUCCUGUUGAUUUCUAGGUCCCUGAUGAACUGUAGGAGAUAGUGGCCACUAAUUUAUUAUGUUCUUGUUUUUAGAUCUUUAUACACAUCAUGAGUUUGAGAAAAUUCAUGAAACAAAAUGUAUUGUCUAAUCAUUGUAAUGUUCAUUAGAAAAUAAACGUCUUUGUGAUUCA
Ricinus communis (castor bean) is the source of this 3058-nucleotide messenger RNA. Its product is annotated as endoplasmic reticulum metallopeptidase 1. The record is from RefSeq and is a predicted model, not a curated record. Gene Ontology annotation, biological process: proteolysis. Lineage: Eukaryota; Viridiplantae; Streptophyta; Magnoliopsida; Malpighiales; Euphorbiaceae. The transcript is spliced from 13 exons. Gene Ontology annotation, molecular function: metalloexopeptidase activity. The coding region runs from base 99 to 2903 and encodes 934 amino acids.